AUGGGCGUCCCCACACGAUUCCAACACCAUCACCGAUUCCACAACCUUCAGGUUACCGCUACUCUUCUGACCCACUUGGCGACACAUACACCGGCAAUUCCCGGACGACAAAUAAUAAAGCCAACACGGCUGCCUAGUAUCAGCUCAUUGUUCUCCAUCAACACAAGACACACUGUCUCCUCCUUCCUGCCACCGCUGCAUUGCGUCGUGGAUCUUAUCAACCUCGGCACUCCUCAUCAAUCUCCUGCCCCUAGUCCAACAAAAACUGCAAUUGGCUCUCCAACCAGUCCCAGCAUGACAUCGUCCACCUCAAUCCGUUUUAACAGUGCCAAGUCAACUUCUUUUUCAACCCUCAGUCCCAAGACUCGCCGUCCACUGUCACUACACGAUUUACUGUCCUCCAAUACGUCUUCCACUACAUCAACACAACGUAGCAAGAAUGUCCAUCAUCGUCGUCAAUGCGGUAUCGUUGACUGCCACAAAUACGCAUUGACCGGUGGCUUCUGUAUUCGCCAUGGUGGUGGCAAACGCUGCAACUUCAUUGGCUGCCAGACGGUCGCUCAGAGUGGCGGACGUUGCAAGGCCCAUGGUGGUGGUAGCAAGUGCAAAGUCUUUGGAUGUGACAGUGUCGCUCGACGAAAAGGCUUCUGUAUGAUGCAUGGCGGACGACAACAAUGCAAAAUUGAUGGUUGCUUGAAAUGUGCACACGGUGGCGGCUUCUGUAUCUCACAUGGAGGAGGCAAGCGUUGCUCAUCUAUUGCGUGCAGCAAGAGCGCACAGGCCGGUGGAUUCUGCUACAGUCACGGUGGAGGCAAACGCUGCGCUGCACCAGAAUGUUUCCAAGCCGCUCGCAAGGGUGGACUUUGCAUCAGACAUCGCAAAGUUGCUGCACUGAUUUAG
Messenger RNA from Peronospora farinosa, 900 nucleotides. NCBI's taxonomy places the organism in Eukaryota, Oomycota, Peronosporomycetes, Peronosporales, Peronosporaceae. The record is from the annotation of a GenBank genome assembly.